AUGGGCUCCCGUGCGGCGAGGUCCUUGAGUAACGAAUGGUCUGGAUUCUGCGCCACGUUCACCUCCGCUCAACUGUCCAAGGUGCUCAACCGCAUCGCCCUUAACUUCGGCCGGCUCUCGCAGUCAACCAAUUUCCGCCGAGAACAAUGCUUGAAAAGCUUCCUGGAGGACCAUGUGCUCCGGUCUCUGUCACCGACGCUACGGCUUGAAGGGCAGGGGCAGCUGGGAUUCGAAGCUGUACUGCAGCCUCUGCACCAGCGCGUUCUGCUGCUGGGGCGGUCAGGCUCGCUGCGCUCAAAGGAUGCCUCUCUGGUCCUAAAUGCGUAUGCAAAAGUUUACCAGUGCACGAGUCAGCCGCAAGCCACUUCGAAGGCACAAUGGGACAUUGUUUCCAGGAAGCUGAGGUGGUGCGCGGAGCAGCUGCUCCCCGUGGCGAGGCGGCUGGUUACGGAUAUGAACGAGCAGGACCUGUCGCUGGUGCUCAAUUGCGUGUCUAAGCUCGGGUUGUCCGCUGACGACCUUCUGAACGCCGCAAACGACGCGCUAGCGAACAAUCUGGUUGCGCACUACAGAGCCGAGUCGCAGAGUGGCAACGACCCAGGAGCCCCGGAGACAGGCCGCAACGUCAUAUCCCAACUAACUCCGCAAGGCGCUUCUCUUGUCGUGAAUAGCUUCGCAAAGUCGGAUGUUGCACUUAACGAUGCAGUGCUUAACCACAUUGUGCAUAGGUUCCUGCCCAGCCACCUGGAGCAGUUCCUGCCGCAGCAACUGGCCGUGCUGUUGCACGGUUUCCUCAAGUACAGCGUACCUGCCAAGGACCUGUAUGGCGCGCUCAAGCACCUGGACCGCUCUAUGUCAAUCGCUCCCGUGGAGAGCAACCCAAAGCUACUAUCGUCUGCGCUGUACACCUUCGGCAAAUACAACUACCUACCUGCGGAGCUGGUCAGGCAGAUGGAAACUGUCAAAGGCGGCAAACCGCUGCGUCUAUCCGAACUCGAGCUGAGUAACAUUUGCUACGGCAUGGGUAAGCUGCGGAUUCGUUGUGAACCUUUCUUGGAGAAGCUUACGGUGGCCAUGUCAAGGGUGCUGCGGGAGCUCACUCCUCAGGGGCUGUCCACAGUGUACUAUGCGCUAUCUCGGUUGGAUAUAAGGGAUACAACGCGUGGAAUCACGCGUAAUUCUACGCGUGACUCUGUGCAAACGGCAAUCAUACGCCGUUUUGAGGAGCUGGUGGAGCUGGACAGGAAAUCGGCUCGAUAUGCCUACGUCAAUCGCAACAUAUCGCAACAGGUGUUGCCCCUACACAUAGCUAACGUCUGCUUUAGUGCAGCCACCAGCUUAAUUGUGGACGGCGGCCUCUUCGCGCGGCUGCUGAGGCACCUGACACUGUGUUUCACGAGGCUACAUGUGACUCCCCAUUCCUACGCAAGGAACUUCAACGCAGCACCUGGGAAUGGUGGGUACAUAGAGCACGGCACACAAGGCGUGGCUUUUGAUGCGUUCGCACUCACUGGAGAAUCUGCCAACAUCGACGUGGCAGCUACCACAGAUGAUCGCGCAUGCACGUUCCUCACAACGGCUUUGGGCACACAGGGCACCUACCAACUGUUCUGCAUCUGUCAGCACAUUGCGGGGUACGCUGCCGGCGGACUCAGCGCACUUGGUCUGGAAGAGCUGAAGCUGUUGGCAGAGCUGUUCAGCGCUUGGGAACGAAUUUCCCGCGAUAAACCGAGUGCUUUCCUGAGUGAGGAUCCGUGCCGCUCGGUGGUGUUGGUUGACCCCGAUAUUACGACGUCGAAGAUUCAGAGCGGCGUGUUCGCAGUGCUCAAAGCAAUGCUAAGCCGAUCCCCCGAAACACGAGAGGGAAGACACGAUUCGGGCUUAGAUGAUCAAUGCAGUGACGGUAAGGAGACGAUUGUGGUUGCGGAGUCUCACGCGACCCCGUAUGCGAUAGACAUUCUCUUGUACCGUGUGUAA
Babesia bigemina is the source of this 1977-nucleotide messenger RNA. RefSeq lists its product as hypothetical. The record is from RefSeq and is a predicted model, not a curated record. Gene Ontology annotation, biological process: regulation of mitochondrial mRNA stability; mitochondrial RNA processing. The coding region runs from base 1 to 1977 and encodes 658 amino acids. NCBI's taxonomy places the organism in Eukaryota, Apicomplexa, Aconoidasida, Piroplasmida, Babesiidae. Gene Ontology annotation, molecular function: RNA binding. Gene Ontology annotation, cellular component: ribonucleoprotein granule; mitochondrial matrix. The transcript is spliced from 3 exons.